This is a messenger RNA of Orbilia oligospora ATCC 24927, 582 nucleotides long. RefSeq lists its product as uncharacterized. The record is from RefSeq and is a predicted model, not a curated record. Gene Ontology annotation, biological process: cytoplasmic translation. The transcript has 3 exons. Lineage: Eukaryota; Fungi; Ascomycota; Orbiliomycetes; Orbiliales; Orbiliaceae. Gene Ontology annotation, molecular function: structural constituent of ribosome; rRNA binding. Bases 1 to 582 code for a protein of 193 amino acids. Gene Ontology annotation, cellular component: cytosolic large ribosomal subunit; ribosome.
AUGAAGUACCUCUACUCGAGCGAGUCCCUGGCGAUCCCUGAGGGCGUCUCCCUCAACAUUAAGGCCCGUGUCGUCACCGUCACCGGUCCCCGUGGAAAGCUUGUCCGAGACUUCAAGCACAUCAACAUCUCCUUCACCCAGCGUCCCGGAAGUCCAGUCAUUGACAUUUCCCUGCACCAUGGCAACCGAAAGAACAUCGCCGCCCUGAGAACCGUCAAGUCGAUUGUCGAGAACAUGAUCACUGGUGUCACCAAGGGAUUCAAGUACAAGAUGCGUUACGUCUAUGCACAUUUCCCAAUCAACGUUGGUGUUUCCAAGAACAACGAAUCUGGUCUCUAUGAGGUUGAAAUCCGUAACUUCAUUGGCGAGAAGAUUGUCCGAAGAGUUACCAUGCACGAGGGUGUCGAUGUUGAGCAGUCCAAGAACGUCAAGGACGAGCUCGUCCUUUCCGGAAACUCCCUCGAAAACGUCUCCCAGUCUGCCGCCGACAUCCAACAGAUCUGCAGAGUACGAAACAAGGAUAUCCGAAAGUUCUUGGACGGUCUGUACGUCUCGGAAAAAGGCAACAUUGUUGAGGAAUAA